AAGAUGUUCAAGUCAUUCGCCUUUGCUGCUCUCUUCGCUGCAACUGCCUCCGCUGCUUCCCUGCCGGACGGCACGUGGCCCUCCAGCAAGGGCCUCGUGCAGUUCUCGGAGGUGCGCACCAUCAAGGCGGGUGAGGUGUUCGACGGCAAGAUGCAGACGUUCGAGCGCUCCAACGUCAAGUGCGACGGCCAGACCGAGAGCAGCUGGAGGACGGGCGUCUUCUUCGUGGAGGCCGGCGGCCACCUCAAGAACGUCAUCAUCGGCAAGAACCAAAUGGAGGGCGUCCACUGCGACCAGCAAGACUGCAUCAUCGAGAACGUGUGGUGGGACGACGUGUGCGAGGAUGCGCUCAGCGUCAAGGGCGGCUCGGCCUCGAGCGUGACGAAGGUCAUCGGUGGUGGCGCUCGGUACGCCGACGACAAGGUCAUCCAGCAAAACGGCCUGGGCAAGGUCAUCAUCGACGGCUUCUACGGCGAGGACGUCAGCAAGCUCUACCGUUCAUGCGGCACUUGCGGCCCCAAGGCGCGCGAGGUGUCCGUGUCCAACACGUACGUCGUGAACCCGGGCAACUCGGUCGUGACGGUCAACAAGAACUGGGGCGACAAGGCCACGCUCAGCAACGUCUGGGUCAAGUCGAGCAAGGCCACUGUCAAGGUGUGCCAGUGGUCGCAGGGCAACGCCAAGGGCGAGCCUAGCAUCCUCGGCCACGGUCCUUCCGGCACGCUGUGCCAGUACUCGACCAGCGACGUCCACAUCAAC
Molecule: messenger RNA, 759 nt
Organism: Phytophthora sojae
Lineage: Eukaryota; Oomycota; Peronosporomycetes; Peronosporales; Peronosporaceae
Exons: 1
Biological process (GO): pectin catabolic process
Cellular component (GO): extracellular region
Molecular function (GO): pectate lyase activity
Source: RefSeq, a predicted model, not a curated record